AUAUAAUGAUAAAAUUAGUAUAUAAUUUAAAAGGUAAAAGGAAAAAUUAUUAAAAGUUAAUUAAAGGAAUUCGGCAAAAUUUUAUAUUCACUUGUUUAUCAAAAACAUGUCUUUUUGAAAAUAAUUUAAAGUCUAAUCUGCCCACUGAUAAUUUAUUAAAGGGCUGCAGUAUUUUGACUGUACAAAGGUAGCAUAAUCAAUAGUCUCUUAAUUAGUGACUUGUAUGAAAGAUUGGAUGAAAUAUAUUCUGUCUCUAAUUAAUUUAUAGAAAUUAAUUUUUUAGUAAAAAAGCUAAAAUAAUUUUAAAAGACGAGAAGACCCUAUAGAGUUUAAUAAUUUAUUUAAUUAUUAUUAAUAUAUAAUUUUUAAAAUUAAAAUUAAAUAAAUUAUUUUGUUGGGGUGAUAGAAAAAUUAAAUUAACUUUUUUUAUUUAUUAACAUUAAUUUAUGAUUAGAUGAUCCAUUAAUAAUGAUUAAAAGAAAAAAUUACCUUAGGGAUAACAGCGUAAUUUUUUUUUUUAGUUCAAAUAGGAAAAAAAGUUUGCGACCUCGAUGUUGGAUUAAGAUAAAAUUUAAAUGCAAAAGUUUAAAAUUUUGAUCUGUUCGAUCAUUAAAAUCUUACAUGAUCUGAGUUCAAACCGGUGUAAGCCAGGUUGGUUUCUAUCUUUAAAUAAUUAUAAUAUUUUAGUACGAAAGGAUUAAAUAUUAAAAAUAAUUUUAAUAUAAUGAAUAUUAUUAAUAAUUAAUAAUAACUAUUUUGGCAGAAAAAAUGUGAUGAUUUUAGAAGUCAUUAAUAUAUAAUUUAUUUAUAUAUAUAGUAGAUGAUAAUUAAAGAUAUAUAUUUGUAUAUAAUUGGUGUUUUAAUUAUAAUUGUUGGGGUAAUAGUAGGGGUUGCUUUUUUAACUUUAUUAGAACGUCAAGUUUUAGGAUAUAUUCAAAUUCGUAAAGGUCCUAAUAAAGUUGGUUAUAUAGGAAUUUUGCAACCUUUUGCUGAUGUUGUAAAGUUAUUUAAUAAAGAACAGACUUUCCCGAGUUAUUCAAAUUAUAUAGUUUAUUAUUUUUCCCCAGUAGUUAGACUUAUUGUUAUUUUAAUAUCUUGAUUAUUAAUUCCUUAUUAUUUUAAUUUAAUUAGAUUUAAUUUAGGAAUUUUAUUUUUUUUAUGUUGUACAAGAGUUGGGGUAUUUACGGUAAUAGUUGCGGGGUGAUCUUCAAAUUCUAAUUAUGCUUUAUUAGGAGGAUUACGAGCUGUAGCUCAAACUAUUUCUUAUGAAGUUAGAUUAGCUUUAAUUAUAUUAUCAAGAAUUAUUAUAAUUAUAAAUUUUAAUAUAAUUGAUUUUUUUUUUUAUCAAGAAGUUAUUUGAUUUUUUUUUUUAAUGAUACCUUUAAGUUUAUGUUGACUAUCUUCUAGAUUAGCCGAGACUAACCGGACUCCAUUUGAUUUUGCAGAAGGGGAAAGAGAGUUAGUAUCUGGAUUUAAUGUAGAAUAUAGAAGAGGAGGUUUUACUUUAAUUUUUUUAUCUGAAUAUGCUAGAAUUCUUUUUAUAAGUUUAUUAUUUAUUUUAUUAUAUAUAGGGGGUUAUAGUUUAAGAUUAAUUUUUUAUUUUAAAUUAUCAUUUAUUUCUUUUGUAUUUGUUUGAGUUCGAGGUACUAUACCUCGUUAUCGAUAUGAUAAAUUAAUAUAUUUAUCUUGAAAAAGUUAUUUACCAGUUUCUUUAAAUUUUUUAUUAUUUUUUUUAGGCCUAAAAAUUUUUUUUAAUUAG
Molecule: messenger RNA, 1759 nt
Organism: Papilio polytes (common Mormon)
Lineage: Eukaryota; Metazoa; Arthropoda; Insecta; Lepidoptera; Papilionidae
Product: NADH-ubiquinone oxidoreductase chain 1-like
Exons: 1
Biological process (GO): aerobic respiration
Cellular component (GO): membrane
Molecular function (GO): NADH dehydrogenase activity
Source: RefSeq, a predicted model, not a curated record